GAACAGAAUCUCUUUUUGUGUGUGUGUAAAAAGAAGAGUAGAAGGUGGGCAGAACAGAAUCUUAAAAGCGACGGACAAACCAAUUUUUGUGUCAACUUUAAAGCUCAAUGUUCCGAAUGUCCUUGCACUCUUACUAGUUCAGUUUUAGUCUCAAUGAACCUCUACACUCUCAUUUCAGCUUCAGUUGUGGUCGUUUUGGCCAUCUUCUUCUCUCUUCCUCUUCUCAACCCCACCUAUUGGUUGAAUUUGAAUUUGAAGUCUUGGUUGUGGAUACCAAUACCAUCUUCUUCACUGUCUUCAUCGUCUCUGAUAGCAGACUUGGUGGUGAGGAAUGGUGUGAUAUACACAAGCGAUGAGUCUCUUCCUUUUGCUGAUUCUAUGGCCAUUCACAAUGGCAGGAUUCUCAGACUUGGUAACUUCUCCUUUGUUCAGGAGCUGGCAGGAGAUGGGACUGAAGAGUUAGAUCUUGGAGGAAAAGUUGUGGUUCCUGGGUUUAUUGAUUCCCAUGUACACUUGAUUUAUGCUGGACUACAGAUGGCAAGGGUGGAACUACACGGUGUAAAUAAAAAAGACGAGUUUGUGAGAAAGAUCAAGGAAGCAUUGAGAAAUGCAAAAGAGGGUUCCUGGAUUUUGGGUGGUGGAUGGAACAAUGAUCUAUGGGGAGGAGAAUUGCCACUGGCUUCUUGGAUUGAUGAUAUUACACCUUAUAAUCCUGUUUGGUUGAAUAGGAUGGAUGGCCAUAUGGGACUGGCAAAUUCAUUGGCACUAAAGUUGUCUGGAAUUAGUAAUCUAACCAAAGAUCCUGAAGGUGGAACCAUUGUGAGAACUGUUGAUGGAGAGCCUACUGGAUUGCUGAUUGAUUCUGCUAUGAAACUUCUCCUUCCUUAUAUUCCAGAGGACACGGUGAAUGAAAGGAGGGAAGCUUUGGUUAGAGCCACUAAUCAUGCCUUGAUGAGGGGUGUUACAACAGUUGUUGAUUUUGGGAGAUAUUAUCCUGGGGUAUCAGCAGAGCUUUCCUGGGAAGACUUCUUAGAUGUGUAUCAAUGGGCUGAUGCUUCAGAGAAGAUGAUGAUCAGGGUUUGCUUAUUUUUUCCAAUGGAGACAUGGUUACGUUUACUUGAUCUAAUUGGAAAAAUGGGUCGUGCCAUAAGCCAGUGGAUUUACUUGGGUGGUGUAAAGGCUUUUGCUGAUGGGUCUUUAGGUUCGAAUAGUGCACUUUUUCAUGAGCCGUAUGCUGAUGAGCCUCACAAUUACGGCCUGCAAGUGACAGAAAGUGAAAUUCUUUACAACAUGACCAUGGCAUCGGAGAAAUCAGGCCUUCAGGUUGCUAUUCAUGCCAUAGGUGAUAGAGCAAACGACUUGAUCCUGGAUAUUUAUGAGUCAGUUGUUUCUACUAAUGGAAUGAGAGAUCGAAGAUUUAGGAUUGAGCAUGCACAGCAUUUGGCACCUGGGGCAGCUGCCCGAUUUGGUCAACAAGGGAUUGUCGCUUCUGUACAGCCAUUGCACCUAUUGGGUGAUGCUGAUUCUGCUACAAAGAAACUUGGGACGGACAGGGCUCAAAAGGAAUCUUAUCUAUUUCGGUCACUCUUAGCUAGCAAUGCCCUGUUGGCAUUUGGUUCUGACUGGCCAGUUGUAGAUAUUAAUCCUUUAGGUGGUAUCAAGACAGCUAUGAAGAGAAUACCUCCUGGUUGGGAUGAUGCUUGGAUUCCAUCAGAGUGCCUUACACUGAAUGAUGCAUUAAAGGCGCACACUAUUUCAGCUGCCCGUGCAUGCUUCCUUGACAAUGAUUUGGGAUCUUUAUCACCUGGGAAACUAGCAGAUUUUGUCAUACUAUCUACUGAUUCAUGGGAUGACUUUGCGGCAGAAGGAUCUGCAUCUGUUGAGGCAACAUAUGUUUCUGGGGUACGGGCCUAUCCCUGAAAGCCUUCAAGUGAAGUACAGAAUAUAGAUACUAGAGAAAACGGAGUAAUAGCUCCUGGCUGAAUUUUAUUGGGAGUAAAACUAUGGUAUGGAGUUGCAUCUAUUGGGGAAACAAAAGAUAUGUCUAGUAGAAAACAAUUCUUGGACACGAUAUCAGAAGAUAUAAUCAGUGUCAGUGAUCGUUCAAAGAUGUUAGUAUGAUUUCCAUGUAGAUAUAGAACAUCAAUGGCUAUGUUAAUGAAGAUAUAGUCAGUGUCAAUUGUAUAAGAAGGCAUCCAGUUAUCAUGUUUUGCCAUGCUCAAGAAUUAGUGAUUCUUGUGCCAAUAUCUUUGUAUUAAAUGUCAUCACUGCUAAAGUUGAAAUGGUUCCAGGUGGAGAAACCGUGAAAUUAAGUGCUGCUUUGGCCAUCAGU
Quercus lobata is the source of this 2332-nucleotide messenger RNA. RefSeq names its product protein LONG AFTER FAR-RED 3-like. The transcript has 15 exons. Gene Ontology annotation, molecular function: hydrolase activity, acting on carbon-nitrogen (but not peptide) bonds. Bases 154 to 1920 code for a protein of 588 amino acids. NCBI's taxonomy places the organism in Eukaryota, Viridiplantae, Streptophyta, Magnoliopsida, Fagales, Fagaceae. The record is from RefSeq and is a predicted model, not a curated record.